AUGUUCGGUGGUUGGGCUGCGCCAGGCGUGGGUGGCGCAGGUGCCAGCGGCGCGCUGGCGGGGCCCGCGGGCGGCCUUCUGGGCGUCGGCGCGGGUGGGGCCGCUGGCGGCUUCGCAGCCCUGCCCCCUGGCGCAGGCGGGAUGCAGGGCCGCGGCGGCCGCGGGCGCUGGAGGCGCCGCGGGCGCGGCUGGAUCUGGCGGCGCGCGGGCUGCAAGCCGGCGAUGGGUGGCAUCGGCAAGCCCGCUCGAGGGGCGGCGGGCGUGGCCCCUGGGCUGCCUGGAGUCGGCGCGCUCGGAGGCGGCUGGGGCGCGCCGCCGUGGGGCGCCGCGGGCGGAGCUGGGCAGCUGGGCUUGGCCGGAGGCUUCCCCUGCGGGGCGGCGGCUGGAGGCCUGCUUGGGAUGCCCGCGGGCCUGCCUCCAUGCGGCGGGGCAUUCGGCAUGCCCGCGGUGGCGGCGCCAGCGGGCUGUGGAGGAGGUCCUGGGCCUUGGAACUACCUCCCGCUGGCCCCGUGCGCGCUGCAGCAGCUUCAGCUCCAUCCUGGAGCGAUGCUGGAGGUCGCCGCGUGCGAUUCGUGGGGCCUGCCUAGCGGAACCGCGGAGUUCUGCGUGUCAGGAGCCUGGCCCGCUGACGCUGCAGGCCAUUUCGUGGAGGCGACGGUGGAGGCUUGCAGCCAGGCGCAGUUCUUGCCCGUGCUGCAGGGGCUCUUCGCCAUGGGCGCGUCGUUCCUGCACUUGUGUGCGCGGGCGGUGAGGACUUGCCACCUUGCUGCCAAGUGGCCCAACAGGAACGUGGUGCCCUCGGACACGGUGAGAGUUAAGGCGGUGCCAGGGGACUUCCUGCAGGUGAGGGCGGCGCCGCUGCAGGCGCGGGCCCCGCAGGAGGUGGCGCUGGCGGUCCAGCGGCUGCCGAUGGCGCUGACGGCGGAGGCGGCGGCGCGCGCGCUGAG
Messenger RNA from Prorocentrum cordatum, 947 nucleotides. The record is from the annotation of a GenBank genome assembly. Lineage: Eukaryota; Dinophyceae; Prorocentrales; Prorocentraceae.